AUGAAAUUAGCAACUAUUUUAAGAAGAUUAGACAUAUUUGGUGUUCCAAUAACUUUAAUUGGAUUUAAUCGUCUAAAAUAUCAAACUAAAUUAGGAGGAUUAGUAAGUUUAGCAUUAGUUGGUUGGCUCACUUACAAUAUUAUUUUGUAAUUUGUUUCUUUAAUAUCUAAAAACAAAUUGCUUGUAACUACAAAUACAAUAUUUAGUGAUAAUCCAUCAUUAAUUGAGUUAAAUUCAUAAAAUUUCAUGUUUGCUCUUUAAAUCAGAUAAUCUAAUUAUAUCGAUGUAUUCUUAUUAAUCUUAAUUUAAGAAACCUUAUUUUACCUUUAAACUGGAACAUUUAUCAGUGACAGAUGGAGUAAACAAAACAUCUAAAAUAAUACCUUUUACAAAAUGCACAAUUAAAGAUUUUGAAAAUCUAUAUUUUUAUAAUAAAGACAUGUUUGAAUAGUUAUUAUUCAACAAUUUCUCAGAUUGGGUUUGUCCUUAAUUUGGUAAUACAACUUAUGCCUUAUAAGGAAAAUUUGGUGCUAAAUUAUUUCAAUAUUUGAAAAUUUCUGCUUUUCCUUGUAAACCUGGACAAUAUGAUUAUAAUUAUUCAUGCCCUAGUACUGAAGAAACAAUUGAAUUCAUGAACAAAAUAGAUGGUGAACUUAACAUAAAUCUAAUGAUAACUAAUGUUAAUGUCAAUACUGCAUAGACUAAUAGUUAUACUGGAUUCUUAGAUAGAGAUUAUUACAUGCUUUUAAAUCCAUUAAAAUAAUUUGGAUCUGUUGAUAUGUUCCUUAGAAAUUGGGAUGUUUACACAAAUCCAUCUAUAAUUGAUGAUGGAACUGAUUAUGAAUUUUAAAACUAUGUUGUUUUGGAGAAACAAGAGACCUCAGAAAAAUAAACUUAUCAUGAAUAUGAUAUCACUACAGAUUAAGAAAUAGCUAAAUUAUUCUUUAGAACUAGUUAGUAUUCUUUAUACACAAAAAGAAAUUAUGUAAGCAUAGGAGACUUCUUAGCUUAUGUAGGUGGAAUAUUUGGAUCCUUAUAUACAAUAGGCUCAUUAUUUAUGUCCAUCUAUGCUUAUGAGUAAUUGUGGUUAAAGUUGUUUAAGGUUCAUUAUAAUUUAAUUGCUUACGAUCAAAAUUGUAGAUCUCUCAAUGAAAUUAUUAAAAAUAAAUUUUCUCAAGAAAAUAUUUUAAUACCUAAUAUGAAAUCUUUCUUAUUAUUCUUUACUAAAUAAGGCAUAAAGAACAUUAAAACAUAUAUUCAAUCAUAGACUAUUAUCAUGGAAGAUUUAAGCGUUGUUAACUAUUUAAAAACAGUUAAAGAUUUAUAAAAAAUAAAAAAAAUACUUUUUAAUGAAAAACAAACCUAAAUUUUGGAUCUCUAUAAUAAAGAAACCAUUGCCAUAACAAAGUACUAGGCUUAACAUUCUCAUAAAUUGGAAAAAGGAAAAAAAUUUUUAUAUGGGUAACAUUUUUAAGAUCAUACACUUUAGACACUUAGGAAAAUCAUAGAUCAAUAUUAGAAUCUACUCUAUGAUAAAGAUAAAUUUCAACUGAAAAUUACUUAAAGGUUAAUCAAUAUUUUUGAUACUGAUUUUUAAGAUGUUAUUAAUAAUUGGGAAAAUGGCUAUUAUCAGUUGAAAACUCUUAAUACAACAAAUUAUGAUAAUGUUUAAACUAAUAGAGCAACUCAAUUAUCACAAUAAUUUGCUAUUUCAAAAGAUAUUACCAAAAUAAUUAGUUUCAGAAAUUAAUUUACACUUACUAAUACUGAAGUAGAAAGUUUGUUAAAAACAUUAUUAUUUAAAAAACAAACGUUAUAUCUUGAUGAGAAUUUUAAUAUUUAAUAUGAAGUAUUAAUUAAUCAUGAAUAAGAAAAAAUAAAUUACAUUCUAACCAUACAUAAUAAAUUUCAAUAAUAUUAACUAGAUAUUAAAUAAAAUGAUAUAUUAAUUCAACAUUAAUUUACAGCCCGAAAACAUAAAAUAGAAUGCAAUCUAAUGAAAAAUUAAACAAUUUCUCUUUUAGAUUUAAUAAAUUGUUCUUUAGAAAUUAAUAUUAACUCUAAUUAUAAUAUAUUUUUAAACUGCUCUCUUAAUGCUAAUAUCAAUUAUCAAUUAAAAAUUAUUAACAUACCAAAAGAGUUCAGAACUCAUUAUUAUAUUUAUUUAGAUGAUUACAAUAAAGAUAAAUUUUAAUUACUUCUAGCACUUUUAAAUCAUCAGAAAUUUCUGAUAUCAAAUUUUGAGAAUUUUGAAUUUAUGUUUUAAUUUGAUUAAAAUGGACAAAGUGCAUAAUAUAUUGAAAUGUUUAUGAAUUGGCCUAAUAAUGAAUUAAUUUUGAAUGAACAAAUUAUUUCCAAUAAGCCAUACGUCCAAUUUUUAUAAGUGCUUUAUGAUAUUAUCAUACUUUAUUUGUAAAAUAGAUGA
Messenger RNA from Paramecium sonneborni, 2425 nucleotides. NCBI's taxonomy places the organism in Eukaryota, Ciliophora, Oligohymenophorea, Peniculida, Parameciidae. The record is from the annotation of a GenBank genome assembly.